CCGCGCAUGUGUAAUGAGUCUCCGAAAACGAAAGGGAGCCAUAUUGCGAGUGUUUUACGGAAUUUCCCGACCAUAGUGUUUAACAAUUUUAAUUCUAAAAAAUCGCACUUUUGAUACAUUGUUUCCAUUUGGAUCCGAGCGUGUGUUACUGUUCUACAGUUUCCGGUCAAACAUAGCCGCUUAAAUGGGGGACAGUGGUGAAGAGAUGGAAAACACAGAAGUUACCGAAGUGACGGUCGGCAUUACCGACAUCUCCGAAGGACUACCGAGUCCAAGUGCCGACGACUCUGCCUUCACGAAUGAUUCCGUUUCAGUAUCGUCUGGUCAAAUUAGUACUUCUGCAGUUACCGAGCAUGUUUUUGCUGCAACACCUACUGGAAUAUUUACUGCUAAUGGAUUACCGGUUCAAGUUCAGGAUGAUACCCCAUUGAAGUCAAGAAUUAUUGCCGUGGUGCAGCAGUCAGACGCAGCUGCUGCUCUUGUUGAUGGUUUAAAGACACCGGCUACCCCCUGCACUCCGUCGUCGCCUUCGGGGGAGAAGCGGCACUACACAUGGGACGACACCGUACACUUGGACGUCCUGCCAGUGAGAUGCAGGAACACCGGUGCAGAACUUUUCAAGUCAAAAUUAGGUUCUGGUGGGAGAGGCAAAUGUGUUCGAUACAAUGAGCAGUGGUACACACCGUCAGAGUUUGAGUCCCUCUGUGGGAGGGGGAACAGCAAAGACUGGAAGAGAAGUAUCAGGUUCGGAGGUCGAACGCUUCAGUGUCUGAUCGAGGAAGGCAUCAUACAGCCUCAUGCAGCCUCCUGUACAUGUGCCUCCUGCUGUGAUGAUGAAGGAGUGGUAAGAACGGGGAUGGCUCAACAAUUGCUCAGGACCUUAUUUAUCAUAUUGUCAAAGUCAGGACCAGUCAGACUCUUUGUUCCUUACAAAAGAAGGAAACGGGAUGAAAGAGAAAGCAUGCCAUCUACGCCUACAUUGUGUUCCUUCAAGAAGAAAAUGCCCAAACUUAGAGAUGUUGCUGCCUUGACAGAAGACGGGCGCUCCAUGUCCCUCGAAAGCCAGAACGGACUCGGCAUGGGCGACUCCGCCCUGACCUUGGCUUCGAUGACCCCUACCCUUGCCCCCAUGACCCCUAACCUGACCCCUCUGACCCCUCUACCCCCAAUGACCCCUAGUACUCCCAAAGCACCUGACUUGGAGAUGCAGCAGUGGUGGCAUCUGGAGGAGGUGAGAAGCACUGAAUUCCUGUUUGGUCUACAACCAAUGGCGUCUCAGCUGAUUCAGCAAGCACAGACUUUAAAGCAGAUGAUAGACCAAGCCAAGCAUCAGUCUCAGAGCAGCAAAGAAGCUGCUCUUACCCAAGCCAAGAUCCAGUAUGAGACGGAGAAGAAACAGUUGCUGGCAGACUCCAGGAUGGAAGCUCAGCUGCAGUUAUCAAGAGCUCUGAUGGAGGCGAAGGCCGAGAAGGAUAACGCAGUAGCACAGGCCUUAGCUCAAGCACAGGCAGAGAAGAUUGAUGCAGUAGCGGAAGCAAAGUCAUCUCAACUCAUCAAGGCGUGCGCCAACUGUGGCAGAGAAGCAACCAGUGAGUGCACAGGUUGUCACAGGGUAAGCUACUGCAGCGGGUUCUGUCAGCGCAAGGACUGGACCUCGCAUCAGCACAGCUGUGGCCACAACCAAGGCCUGCCCCAGGGGAUACAAAGCAUGACAGAUCCAGAACAUGAUGCUUAGACCAGGUCCUGCAGUGGCAUGUAGCCCUAGAACUGAUUCAGAGAGGUGAAUGCAAUAUGAUAACCUCUCAAGAAGAUGGAAAGACAAUGCAUUAAUUUAAGGACGCCAAUAUUUAGGCUGUUUGCUGAUUUCAUCUCCCGACACCUCAUUUUAGGCUUCUAUUGGUUACCCAAAUGAAAAGUUAACUACAGUUAUAUACAUGUAGUUAUAAAGCUCUGGUGUGGUCAUCAUCUUGAUUUUAAGUAUACCAAAACUGAUAAUUUUGAUAGCAUAUGAAAUAAAAUGUUUUGUACCUGCCCAUAAAUGUGUGUGUAUUCCCUCCCCCAUCUCCCCCAUUCUCCCCC
Strongylocentrotus purpuratus (purple sea urchin) is the source of this 2079-nucleotide messenger RNA. It is a transcript of the gene deaf1, whose product is annotated as deformed epidermal autoregulatory factor 1 homolog. The coding region runs from base 185 to 1735 and encodes 516 amino acids. Gene Ontology annotation, biological process: regulation of transcription by RNA polymerase II; negative regulation of DNA-templated transcription. The transcript is spliced from 7 exons. Gene Ontology annotation, molecular function: DNA binding; DNA-binding transcription factor activity, RNA polymerase II-specific; transcription corepressor activity. NCBI's taxonomy places the organism in Eukaryota, Metazoa, Echinodermata, Echinoidea, Camarodonta, Strongylocentrotidae. Gene Ontology annotation, cellular component: nucleus. The record is from RefSeq and is a predicted model, not a curated record.